ACAUCUUUUACUUGUAUAUGUGUUCAUCUAAUAAUUCUAAACAGAAUAAUACUAUUAUUUCGUUGAGAUGCCUAGUGUGUAGGUAUCAAUAAGAAAAUUUCAAUAAGAAAGAAAGCCGACAUUACUAAGGAUUACAGUUCCAAUUUAAUGGAUUUGGAUCACAGAAUCAUAUGACAUACAUUACAGAUCACGGAUAGUACUUUAUACAUGUGUUCCUGAUUUACAGAGGCGCUAGAUCUACCUGUCCAUCGGACGAUUUAAGAAUUUUAAUGUCCGACUCGGACACAAUUCACUGACAGUGUUGUGACUCAAAUAACCAAAUUUCUUUAAACAUGAUAUUACAAAGAAUAUGCUAUCUAUAGGAUUUACAAUGGAUAUUUUAUACUUGUCCCCUCUAAUGUGCAUAGUACAAUUUGCGGCGUGUUUUGUCGAGCUACCUUUACCAGGAUUACAACCUACUUUAAUUUUCCAAUCGUUUCUCUCAAUCAACCUUCCCACACUUCAUCAGUGUCUACAGCUUUGUGUUGUUUACAAAUUAUGCCGAAAUCUCUCCUUUAGAGAAAUGUGAAUGUGUGUUAAACUCUGACGACUUCGACCGCCAAUACCCUUGGGUGUCAGGUUACCGUGGUACAGUGAUCAAUAAACAAGACAUUCCACAGGGUAUCGGAGGAGCUUGUAGUGGACACACCUGUGCUAUCGAUGAGAUGUGCAUGUCAACUGGCAUGGGGUAUAUCUGUGCAAAACACGGAUAUCCAACCAUGAGGUGUCCUGUAUCGUGGGGGCAUUUAAGCGAUACAUGCUUCACCGUUAACACAGGAAAGAAAACAUGGACGGAAGCCAAGAAUUACUGCGCCAGUACUGGAGCUGAAUUGCUGACAUUUGAUUCAGGACAAGAGCAGUCUACCCAUAUAGGCUGGAUCCGUUUCCAGAUUGAAAAUAAACCCAGAAUUCAAAACACCACAGGAAAAAUUUGGACGGGGCUGUCUUAUUCGUUACCAAUGCCGUCGUGGAUGAAGUUGAACCCUCCAGAAAGUGGUGGAUCUACCCUGUGUAUUGGCAUGCUUUAUAACGCAACUAGGGGAGUUGGGUACUGGGAAGGAACACUGGAAGCUGUCAGCUGCAAUGAAAAAAAUGUCUUCGCUUGUCAACAUAGAAAUCCGGAUCACUGGCCUUAAGUGUCUAGAGCUGUCCAGCACCAUUAUCCCAAAGACUAUGUUCCGAGAUCACGUGGUUACAGCAGCUGGACGAGGAGGAUUACCUGCUUUGGUGUACACAAAUGUUUGAUUUUUACGAAAAAAUUUAAAAGAUAUUGACGAGUAACUAGUUUCCUCUACCUCCAUCAGAAGACAUUCGGUUAUACACGUAUCAACAGUGAACUUAUACCGUUAAUAUUCUGCAGUUUCAUUUAACGCAUUGCGUUCACGUCAAUACCAUUCUAAUUAUAUUCAGUAUAGUAUGAAUGUAUUGCUAUUGUAGUCGAUUAAUAAUCAGUGAUAUAUGCUAUUGUGGUUGAUUAUGAAUGUUGGUAGAUGUAUAUUCUUGUUCAAAUACUCGAUGUGCAUGUCACUGAUUUUAUCUAGUUCUGGAAACCAAAUAUAAGCUGUAUAUAGGAAAUACACGUUUUUUGUUUUUUUUUAUUAAUUUUUUAAUCAUUGUUAAAACAUUUAGACAACUUGUUUUUGACUUUGACCAAAUUUCAUCAUGUCCAUAAUAAUGAUUUUAACAUGAGGUAAAUACAUGCUCAUAGUCAUCUGAGGUCAUUUUUUGUCAAUAUAACCGUACGUCGACCGAAAUUAAAAUGUCUUAUUCUUCAUUUUGCGAAGAAGAUGGAAGUGGAAUAUAAAUGAUCAUACACACAAUUUCUCCUUUUCUAAAUGUGAUAUUUUUUCAAAACCGAAUUGAUGACUGAACACGACAUCUAUCUAAUAAUCAAUGAAAAUAAUGUAUUUGUAUAUGCACAGUGUUUAAUUAUUUAAAUAAUGCCGUUGAUAUGUCAUCAUCCAUUUAAGUGUGUUGCUCAGUUAGUUAAUAUUGUCCGAACAACUUCUACCUUUUUCAUCAAUUUCUUCACGAAAAUCCGCUGAUAUAGUCAGUAAUCAUUGAAGUUAUGUAUCUGCACAAAAAUCAAAAAAAUAUGCCAUGGCAGUUAUUUAUGUGUCUUUAUGUGUAGGUAGCUACAGUUAUAUCACGUCGUAAACAUACUUAUAUAGUACAUAUAUAUACAUAUAGGUUCAUCCAUACUGACUUUGUGCAUUUGUGGUAAGAUUAUGUCAUGUAUACUAAUUAUAACAGACUUCGUUUUAGGUAGUGGACACAUUGAGUCGCAAGUAUCUUCUUCCAAGUGGUCGAUAUUAUCGAUGUACAUUAUUUACACUAUCCAAAAUUAAAGCAUCACAUACAAUACCACAUUGAGAUUAAUGAAAGAAGUUUAUAGGUAUAAGAUGUCUAGACAAAAGGUGUGUUAUGAUUGGUAUAAAACACGUGACCUACAUGCAGUACAUACCAAUACAAUACCAUAUAUUUAAAACAAGUAUCAAAAUAAGACUUGAAUGUUUUGUUGAUAAAGAUAAUGAGAUGGGUAUACAAUAAUAAAAUAAUACUUGUGUACCAUUAAAACUUCCAGACUGUGAUAAUAUCAUGUUAUAAAAUUUGACAUAUGCUUCUACCUGGUAGGUUUUGGCACUACACAGACUUGUCUGGUAACCCUUUUAUAAAGUGUUUGGCUAUAAAAUAAAAUGAAUUUCCGAAUUCCUUUGUUUUGUGUUUGGUAAUUACAGAUUUGAUUCCAGUAGACGCCCUCCUCUAUCCGUCAUGAAUAUCAGAAAUUAAUACAUUACUGUCCAGGUAAUUUGUAUACAGUUUGUUGAUAACUGCAUACAUUGAAACACAUUCAUUAAAAUAAUGUUUUUACUAAAAGGAAGCUUUGUGAAUAGUUAUUUACUAGGUACAGAGUAGUCUGCUUCUAAGAUUAUACAUAACGCUCUUUUUGUAACCUUUCUAUUGUUUAAACAUAUAUUACAGGGCUGUGUCCUAAAUAAUAUAUUUAUUUUAAAGUUGACGUUGUUAAUGACAUCGUGUACAUCUUUGUCCACGUAGGAGUACCAUCGGUACACAACAAGUAGUUUUUGUAUGUCUAACAUGUUCCGAUUUCAAAUUGUCGGAUUCAAUAGAUAAUUUACUGCAUUCUCUGCAUUCAAUUUUGUUGCUUUUCGCAUUUUUUUUUUACUUAAACAAUAUAAGAGUGAAGGCAUGAUUUUGUAACAUCAAUACAGUACGAAGAUACUGGCAUUGUUGUGUCGUCAGCGUAUAUGUACAGAUUAUAUUUGUGUGGUUCAGUGCAAUAAAAUAUAUGAAGUCACAAUGAAGAUUUUGUAUAUAUUAAGAUAGUCAUUAAUGAUUAAUGUGUAAUUUCUGAGUGUAUAUAUAUUUCUCUGGUUAUAAUCAAGCAUUUUUCUCAUACUUAACCAAGGGUGGUUGGGGGGAUCACAACGACUCCGCAUGAUUAACGUAAAUCUCACCUCGAAUGAAUUUCCAGGUUAACAGUAUAGCUUAGCUUUGUUGUUUAAUCUAAACUAAACUAAGAAGGAAGGUUUAUAUUUUUUUUUCUCCAUUGCAUUGUAUGUAUACAAAUAUUUCCUAUUUUUUUCGACAAAGAUAUUGGGAAAUUUAGAUGCAUUCCAUUACAUGUGUUGAGGUUGGUUGAUAAGUUCAUUAAAUAUAUAUAAAAAAAAACACCAGAAAGUCGGCCGUAAGAAUAAACCCGUUUAGAAGACCUUGUUAUAUUUGUAAUGUGACGAAUACAUUAAAU
This is a messenger RNA of Pecten maximus, 3808 nucleotides long. Its product is annotated as killer cell lectin-like receptor subfamily B member 1B allele B. The record is from RefSeq and is a predicted model, not a curated record. Bases 705 to 1175 code for a protein of 156 amino acids. The transcript has 6 exons. NCBI's taxonomy places the organism in Eukaryota, Metazoa, Mollusca, Bivalvia, Pectinida, Pectinidae.